This is a messenger RNA of Aspergillus fijiensis CBS 313.89, 4695 nucleotides long. RefSeq lists its product as uncharacterized. NCBI's taxonomy places the organism in Eukaryota, Fungi, Ascomycota, Eurotiomycetes, Eurotiales, Aspergillaceae. The transcript has 5 exons. The record is from RefSeq and is a predicted model, not a curated record. Gene Ontology annotation, molecular function: ATP-dependent chromatin remodeler activity; ATP binding. Bases 1 to 4695 code for a protein of 1564 amino acids.
AUGGCUCUCGACUCCGACCAGGAAGCCCUAUCCGCCACCGACUUCUACCUGGGACUAGAAUCAUCGGUCGACUCCCCGGCCUCGACGCCGACCCCUGCCACGCCUCAGUCCGAAUGCCCCGCUCCCCGAAGCAUCGUGACGAUUGAUACGCCUACUGCUACGGCCGCUGCUGUUGCUGUUGCUACCGCAGGCAGGGACGGGGAAGGAUCGGACAUCUCGCUCGACUCGUACAUCGCCGUGGGGGUGCUGCGCAAGCGCAACCCGGUCUACGGGAGUGUGGAGGAGGCCCCGGCAGCGGAGGCGGCGGACGGAUACCCGGCCUCCCAAGUCGCCAACCUGGAGAGUCACCAGUGGAUCCGGACGAUCAGUUUCACAUACCCGGAAGAACACUCGUCGUGGUGCGGGGUGCAGGUCUACGUGCUGCCGGAUGAUGUGGGGCGCAAGCACCUGCCGCGGUCGAAUCCGGCGUUGCGCCGGGCGCUCAAGGUCGUCAUGGAGAGGGUCGAUCGCUCGGUGGAAGCGUGGUCGGGCGACUUUGUCGCGGAUUGGAACACCUGGGGUCCCACUAAGCGGGAUCUAGAGGGGGAUGGGAAGGAGGAAGAAGAGGAUUCUCUUUGGUACAUUUUCAACACCCUGCAGGACCCGGCGCCUCGGGCAGAUAUGAUCAAAGAUAACCCGUAUGCGAGGAGGGCGAUGGAGCAGUUGCUUACCGUGACGACGCCAGCGCCGGCGUCAAGCGGACGGGAGGGGAAGGACGACGACGACGAGGAGUCCGUUCAGGAUCAUUCAGGGGUCUUGGGGCUCAAGACGCCGUUGUAUCCCUACCAACGUCGCUCGGCUGCGACAAUGGUGCAGCGGGAGGCUCAGCCGGCGCAGAUGCUGGAUCCUCGACUCGAGGCUCGCAGAGGUCCAACGGGGCAGGAGUAUUACUAUGACAAGGAGGAGGGACGGAUUGUGCGGGAGAAGAGAAUGUAUUCGGAGGCUUGUGGAGGGAUUUUGGCGGAAACGAUGGGCUGCGGUAAAACACUGAUCAGUCUGGCGGUGAUCUUGGCAACACGGGGGCAUUUCCCGGAAAUCCCCCUGGAGUACCAGGAACUAAACCCUCGAGUCCGGGACACGACUGGAAGUCUGGUCGAGAUGGCCGCGACGACCGCCGGUCGGUUCUCGCUGCCAUGGAAAUCCCACUUUGACGAACUAGGCCACUACGGCGCCUUGUAUAACAGAUGUGUUCAGGCGUGUGAGAGGAAUCGCGGUUCAUAUACUACACCUCCGCCCCCAGCUAGGCACGGAGGUCGCAGCGGCGUGCCGUAUCCGAGGUCGCCUCCCCAGAAGCUUUAUCUCUCUUCGGGCACGUUGAUCGUUGCUCCACCGAAUCUGGUCAGCCAUUGGGAAAAGGAAAUCGAAAUGCAUACGCAAGGCCUCAAGGUACUUACUCUACGAUACAACAGCGACCAAAUCCCUUCACCUGGUGAGCUGCUGCAUUAUGAUAUUAUCCUCUUCUCAAAGGUACGCUUCGAGAAAGAAGCUGGUGAAUCGGCUCAACUCACUCGGCACCUCUCUGAACCCCCAGCUUCCCCCUUGACCAAGAUCCAUUGGUUGCGUAUCAUCGUCGAUGAGGGCCAUAAUGCCGCCGGCAGCGGACAUCGGUCGAACAUGGCUCAUCUACUCAAGCAGCUGCGCAUUGAGCGGAGGUGGGUUGUGUCUGGUACCCCGUCCAGCGGGCUUUACGGAGUGGAGGUUAGUUUAGCCUCACAGGAGACCCACACCAGCGACACGGACUUGACCGAAGCGACGAUGGCUGUGUUAAAGAGCCGGAAGAAGACCGGCAAGGCUAAGGAUGGUGAGCUCAAGGAUCUGGAAAAGUUGCGGCGGAUUGUGAUUGAUUUCCUUGAGCUGAAACCCUGGUCGAACUCCCGGAACCGGACAGAUGACCAGGCCAAUUGGGUCACAUAUAUGACGCCUGUAGGGCCUGGCUUGAAACGGCGAAAGGCCUCAUCACUCCGGGCUACCUUGCAGAGCCUCGUCGUUCGGCAUCGGCUGGAUGUCAUUCACAAUGAAAUCACGCUUCCUAGACUUUACAACCGAGUCGUGCAGCUGGAGCCGACUUUCUACGACAAAAUGAGUCUGAAUUACUUCAUCUUCAUCUUGGCAGUCAACGCAAUUACCUCGGAAAGAAAGGAUCAAGAUUACAUGUUCCACCCUCGCAACCGGAAGCACUUGGGCCAGGUUAUCAGCAAUCUUCGCCAGGCGGGAUUCUGGUGGGCCGGCUCAGAUGAAGGCCUCUCAAGUACGAUUGAGACUGCUUUGAAGUACUUGGAGAAGAACCGCGAUACGAUGACCGACAAUGAUAUUGAAAUGCUACAAGAGGGCAUCCAGGUUGCGGAACAGGCUCAGGCGUGUAGCAGCUGGCAUGCGUUCAAGCAGUUGCACGAACUCGGUGUUUUCGUCGAGGACUUUCCUUCGCAUGCUCGAAGCAUGUGGGCCCUCGAUAACACAAGCGUAGAGGAUGUGCCUCUACUACUUGGAAUCACGCAAGCGCAUCACGCGCAGCGAUUCGUUACCAAACAACUGAACACAUCCGACCCGGCCGACGGGCUUGCUGGCGCAGGCAUCAAGGUGCGUCGCGAGCUUCGACUCGCUAGUAGCAGCGAGAGCGACAACUUCGAGACGAAGAAGACUACGCCAGACAAGCCGAUCAAGAGUAGAUCGCCCAAGAAGACCUACAGCAAGGGUCUGGUGAAGACCUUGUCGCCUGACUCCCCUCUCGCCAAAACCAAACUCGUCGCCACCGCCUCGGCCAAACUGACGUACCUCCUGGAUCAGAUCUCCGAGUACCACAAGAGCGAGAAAAUCAUUGUGUUCUACGAGAACCCCAACACCGCAUACUGGAUUGCGGAAGGGAUCGAGCUUCUCGGAAUUGAUUUCCGGAUCUACGCGCAGACCCUCAAACCCGACACCCGAGCGGAGUACCUGACCCUGUUCCGCGAGUCCGAGGAGGUGCGUGUCUUGCUCAUGGAUCUCCGGCAGGCCUCGCACGGACUGCACAUCGCCAACGCCUCGCGCGUCUACAUCGUCAACCCCAUCUGGCAGCCGAACGUCGAAAGCCAGGCGAUCAAGCGAGCGCACCGCAUCGGCCAGACUCGCCCCGUCUUCGUCGAGACGCUCGUGUUGAGGGACACCCUGGAGGACAAGAUGCUGCGGCGCCGGAAGGCCAUGACCGACAGUGAGAUCCAACAUGCCGAGCGCGACCUGCUGGACGAUAGCACAAUGAGCUCGAUCAUCCAGAACGAGCGCUUCAUCCCCAUGUCGGAGAACGAGCCCCCCUCUUCCGCCAUGCGACUAGCAUAUCUGAAGCACCCUGCCGGAUUCUUCAGUCGACACAAGCUCGCGAUCGCCGACGACGAGGAUGUCUCGAGUGUUGAGAUGGCGGGGACGGCGGCAGCCGCGACUUCUUCUCCGAAGACACCGCCGGUCGCGCUCCGGAGGAAACGCGCGCGUCUCGUGCCGGUACACCUCAGCGAAAGCAAUUCCUCCGGACCGGACAUCGUCACCCCGAAACGGCGACGGACCUCGGCGCCGAGAUUGAGCUUCGUAUCUCCGCAGGGAAUCCUCAUGACGCCUCCACGGAGUUCCAAGUCUCCGCGGCCCACGGUCCUGCUGUUGCAAAAAACCAGCGGCAAAACCACCCUCGCGCGCCUGCUGCACCGCAUCUUCACCCUCCCUCCGGACGCAUCCACCCCAACUCCCCAAAUCCGAUCCCUCCUCAUCCACGAAGACGACUUCUACCACCCGGACGAUAAAAUCCCCCUCACAACCCUCCCAACCGGCACGGUGCUCCAAAACUGGGACACAGCGGGGGCCCUCGACCUGGGCUUCCUGGCGGCCUCGCUGGAUUACGUCCGGACGCACGGACGGCUGCCGCCGCGGCUGCGGUCGAAGGAGGAUCAGAAUGAUACGCAGCCGGUGGAUGAUGAUACCAGUACCAAUACAGGGGCUGCGGGGGAGGAGGAGCAGGUCGUGGAGGCGUUGCGGAGGCGGGUGCAGCAGCGGCUUGGGGCGGGGGCCGGGGCGGAUGCGGGGACGAAGACGGUCGCGUUCAUGGAAGGGUUUUUGCUUUUCGCGCCUCCAUGCGACACCGCUGCCGCGGCAGCGCAGCACCCGCUGAGGGAGGUCCAUGAGCGGAUGGAUGGGCGGUUGUUUUUGCCGGCGGCGUAUGAGAAGGUCAAGGAGCGGCGGGAGAGGAGGUCCGGGUAUGUGACGAUUGGGGCGGCGCCGGUGCCGGACGGAGCAGCUGCUGCUGCAGCUGCAGCAGCAGCAGCGGAGGGGGAACAGCAGGGUAACGGUAGUGGUGACGCGGUGAAAGACGAUCGGGAAAGUAUCGACUUGGAGGCGGAGAAUGAUCGGCCGCCGCAGAAUUUCUGGACCGAUCCCCCCGGCUAUGUCGACGAUAUCGUCUGGCCCAAUUAUGUCAAGGAUCAUGCGUGGUUGUUGCUCCCGGAGGAGGAAACGGAGGACGAGGACCGCUUGCUGAGGGAGUCGGAUCCCCAGGUGCUGGUCCGGCUCGUGGGCCAGGGGACUCGCUUGCGAGAAAAUGCCGGGGUCACCGUUGCUCCAGGGCGUGGGGAUAAACCCAUCACGGAGGUCUUGACUUGGGCAGUGGAGGAAGUGUUGAAGCAUCUAGAGAAAACGGUAUAG